GGGAUUUGUAACUCAAAGAUUUCUAAUCCUCGAAUUGGAAGAGUAAACAUCACUCGAGAUACGGACAUCAAUCCGAUUACCAUCUUAUACAAGAUAGCAACGUCUCAAGACAGGAUAUCCAAACAUAUAAACUGUCCAAUUUAUACAGCUAUCAUGGCAACUCCCGCCACCCGUCCCAUUCCCGCUCAUGAGCUUCAAUCCUCCACUACAUCACAGCAACCUUCAACUUCUUCCAUCACCAAAGAUGUAAACCACCAAGGCCUCCCAAUUCCCCGUGGCACCGUAACCGCCUCGCUCUCCUUCUACAAACCCCCAGAAGACGGCUCUGCCCCUCACAACUACGUCGAACCCCCCACCGACGGCCGCCCCCAGCGCAACUUCGGCGAAGCCUGGGAAUCCGUCCCCCUCAGCGACCUCCGCGGCCUCGAAUCCAACUUCACACUCGACAACAACGCCUUCUCUGUCCUCUCCAACAUCCCCAGCUCCACCGUCUCCUCCGACUUCACAGACGACGCCAAAAUAAAAUCAACCUACUACCCUGAAGUCGAGCAACUCCUCCUGUCCACCAUCCCCGGCGCAACCCGCAUCCUCCUCUUCGACUACACCGUCCGACGCUCGACCCCCAACGCCAACCGCGCGCCCGUCACCCGCGUGCACAUCGACCAGACGCCCUCGUCCGCCGAGUCCCGCGUCCGCUACCACCUCCCGGACGAAGCAGACACGCUCCUCCGCAGCCGCUACCGCAUCGUCAACGUCUGGCGUCCGCUGAACGGGCCCGUCAUGGCGCACCCGCUCGCCGUCGCGGACAGCGCGACCGUCCGUGACGAGGAUCUCAUCCCGGUCGAGCAUCGGUAUCCGCACAGGACGGGCGAGACGGCGGCCGUGAGGUACCAUGAGGGGCAGAGGUGGUAUUAUUGGAGUGGGAUGCGGGAUGAGGAGAGGUUGUUGCUUAAGUGCUUUGAUAGCGAUGAGGCGGUCGGUCAGUGGGGGAGGGUGCCGCAUACGGCUUUUGUGGAUCCGAGGACGCCUGAGGGCGCGGUUGGGAGGGAUAGCAUUGAGGUUAGAGCGCUGGUUUUUGGGUGAGGAGACUUGAGGAACGCGGGUUUGGUUAUAAGUUAUGAUUGUGGUUUCUUUUUGCGAGCAUUUUGAUUGAGGUACUUGGGAUUGCGGGAGUUGCAGUGCUGAGAACUGAUAUUUGCUAUCUGUAAUAAUCCGAGUAGCACCGGAGUCUAAUAAACUGAAAGUCGGUGUCAGUGAAGACCAAGGCAUUUGUUUUUACCACACUGUACCUAACAUAAAGUUCUAUUGUCUUGGUGAUGGAAAUUUUUCAAGCAUGAUAGCAU
Aaosphaeria arxii CBS 175.79 is the source of this 1343-nucleotide messenger RNA. RefSeq lists its product as uncharacterized. The record is from RefSeq and is a predicted model, not a curated record. The transcript is spliced from 3 exons. The coding region runs from base 154 to 1083 and encodes 309 amino acids. Lineage: Eukaryota; Fungi; Ascomycota; Dothideomycetes; Pleosporales. Gene Ontology annotation, molecular function: oxidoreductase activity.